AUGACAAGAACACACUUCACCGAGGAGCCCCCAGAGGUCAUACCGCAAGCCAGCCUCGACCGCGCGUUUACACAAAAUGCAGACGGCACCGUCUCCGAGAAGCCAGACGAGCGAAACAGCCACAGCACAAGCGACAAUGACCAGGCCGGCGCCGCCGGCGCGGGGGGCCGCAACGGCAACCUCGAGAAGCUCGGGACGAACGACAAGUACGAAAUCACCGAGGACGACUGCUACGAAGAGCUGGGCUACAGCUUCCCGAACUGGAAAAAGUGGUACAUCCUCACCGUCAUCUUCUGGGUGCAGGUCUCGAUGAACUUCAACACGUCGCUGUACUCGAACGCCAUCCCCGGCAUCUCGGAGGAGUUCAACGUCAGCGCGCAGGCGGCGCGGUGCGGCGCCAUGAUCUUCCUCGUCAUGUACGCGUUUGGGUGCGAGCUGUGGGCGCCGUGGUCCGAGGAGUUUGGCCGCUGGCCGGUCUUGCAGCUCUCGCUGUUCCUCGUGAACAUUUGGCAGCUUCCUGUUGCGCUGGCACCGAACUUUGCCACCGUCAUGGUCGGCAGGGCGCUUGGCGGUCUUUCGUCUGCGGGCGGCUCGGUCACGCUGGGCAUGAUUGCCGACAUGUGGGAGUCUGAUACGCAGCAAUACGCUGUUGCCUAUGUGGUCUUCUCAUCCGUCGGCGGUUCCGUGCUGGGCCCCAUCGUUGGCGGCUUCACCGAGGAGUAUCUCGACUGGAGGUGGUCCAUCUGGAUCCAACUCAUCCUCGGCGGCUUCGUCCAGGCUGUCCACUUCUUCACCGUUCCCGAGACACGCACGACCAUCAUGAUGAACCGCAUCGCCAAGAAGCGCAGAAAGAACGGAACGCCCAAUAUCUGGGGCCCCGACGAGCUCGUCCCCUUUCGCGAGCGCUUUUCCGCCAAGGAGAUUCUCAUCACCUGGACUCGCCCUUUCAAGAUGUUUCUAACGGAACCAAUCGUUCUCGUCCUUUCACUUCUGUCGGGUUUCUCAGACGCUCUGAUUUUCAUGUUCAUCCAGUCCUUUGCGCUGGUAUACGAUCAGUGGCACUUCAGCACCGUAGCCAUUGGUCUGGCAUUUAUUCCCAUCGGCAUCGGCUAUGUCAUCGCCUGGCUGCUCUUCAUCCCCGCCAUCAAACGAAACAUCAAGGAGCGCCGCGAGAACCCCAACGACGAGCGCGCGCAGUACGAAUCCCGUCUGUGGUUCCUCCUGUACACCGCCCCCUGCCUGCCCAUCGGCCUCAUCGGCUUCGCGUGGACGAUCCAAGGCCCACCGAUUCACUGGAUCGGCUCCAUGAUCUUCGCCGCCAUCGUCGGCAUUGCGAAUUAUGCCAUUUACAUGGCCACCAUUGACUACAUGAUCUGCGCCUACGGACCGUACUCUGCCUCGGCGACGGGCGGAAACGGAUGGGCGCGCGACUUCCUCGCCGGUGUCCUGACCGUGCCUGCGACGCCCUUCUUUACGAAUAUCGGUGCGUCGUCCGGGCGCAACCUGGAAUACGCCAGCACCAUUCUCUUCUGCAUCGCGCUUCUGCUGGUGCUCGCGGUCUACGUCAUCUACUGGAAGGGCCCCACGCUGCGAAAGCGGUCGCCGUUUGCGCAGAAACUGGCCGAGCAGCGCGAUGACGAGGGCACGCAUCAGCGCAGGUUGAGCGUGUACCGUCCGCCCGAGAGGAGGCGAAGUUCCGCGGCCACGCAUGAAGAGGUCCCCGGGGGUCGGCCUGAGAUGGGCACCAGGCGGUACAGCCAGCAGAACCGGUUCUUUGGCGAGAGCCGCGUGACUCCUCGCGGUACGCCCAGAGGAACGCCCUCGGCGAGUCGGGCGAACAGCAUUGCCAGGGCUGCGAGGUAG
Verticillium dahliae VdLs.17 is the source of this 1863-nucleotide messenger RNA. Its product is annotated as multidrug transporter. Gene Ontology annotation, molecular function: transmembrane transporter activity. The transcript is spliced from 3 exons. The record is from RefSeq and is a predicted model, not a curated record. Gene Ontology annotation, biological process: transmembrane transport. The coding region runs from base 1 to 1863 and encodes 620 amino acids. Lineage: Eukaryota; Fungi; Ascomycota; Sordariomycetes; Glomerellales; Plectosphaerellaceae.